Messenger RNA from Somion occarium, 934 nucleotides. The record is from the annotation of a GenBank genome assembly. NCBI's taxonomy places the organism in Eukaryota, Fungi, Basidiomycota, Agaricomycetes, Polyporales, Cerrenaceae.
AUCCUCAAUUUUCUUUCAGCUCAACCGACCGGGACUUGUCCCCACUGAUACCUGUACUCUCUCGUGUCACACCCGUCGAUAUGUCUAGCUCCGCUAAUGAGAUCCUUUCAUGGACAAAUCAGGAUCCCCGCCAAAGCCAGUUGUUCAGUAGUUACGGUGUACUCUAUCGGUUCCAGACCGAAGCAAACGCUCAAGGCAACAGCGUAACAACGCUUUGGCGUGCGAUCCGAGCCAACAAGGAAGACCGCGUUGCAAAACUGGAAUGGGCCUCCAACGGCGGUCUUGGUCGCGCCGUCAUAGGCAAAAGUACUCUUCCCAUGUCCGACCUCGUUCGAACCCUCCCCAAUGCUCCCCCUGACUAUCGGGUGUUCAAUGGUCCAGAUGGGUACCAGUACCGCUGGAGACCGAGCGGUAAUCAGUUUGGUGAUAUCGUCCUUGAGGACCAUAAUAGCAAUGUGAUCGCCUUCUAUCGCCCCACCCGUCCUGUUCGCUAUAAUCUCGGCGAGGUGUAUGGUGAACUUCACUUCUGCCGUACCGCCGGUGCUGGCAUUGUGAUGCACCCUCCUCUCAUGGACACUGUGACUGUGACAGCGAUGUUGUAUCGAUUUGUGAUGGCGUUUGGUCUGUGAACGUCGAUCAUUAUUUUUCUAUUGACUUUAUUGCUCUAAUUUGCCGCGGAUUCUAAAAUGUAUUAUUUGGUAGUGUCUCAUUAUUCCCGCAUGUAUAUCUGUGUACUAUAGUUUCAUCCCGUCGCAACCAGAGUCUGAAGCUAGAACUUUCCUUUGGAUGCGCGGGACUAUGCGACACUAGUCAAGCGAGAGCGUUGUUCUGCAUGCUUACUUUGUCCUCAGUAUAAGCGCAGACGCCGGUUCCCGAUUAAUAGCUUUAUAUACGAAGCAGCUCUUUUACCGCCAAACGUAAGUACACUACUCAU